Molecule: messenger RNA, 708 nt
Organism: Penicillium odoratum
Lineage: Eukaryota; Fungi; Ascomycota; Eurotiomycetes; Eurotiales; Aspergillaceae
Product: spliceosome assembly protein PRP11
Exons: 2
Coding region: 1-708 (235 amino acids)
Biological process (GO): spliceosomal complex assembly
Cellular component (GO): U2-type prespliceosome; nucleus; U2 snRNP
Molecular function (GO): zinc ion binding; nucleic acid binding
Source: RefSeq, a predicted model, not a curated record
AUGGAUUACCAGAACCGAGCAGGCUCCAAAUUCGGUGGCGGUGGUGUCGCCGACCGCUCAGCUACCAACGCUGACCGUCGCGAACGUCUGCGCAAGCUCGCCCUAGAACACAUCGACCUGGAAAAGGAUCCUUACUUCUUCAAGAACCACGUUGGAAGUUUUGAGUGCCGUCUCUGUCUCACAGUUCACCAAAAUGACGGCUCCUACCUUGCCCACACUCAGGGCAAAAAGCAUCAGACCAACCUCGCCCGUCGCGCUGCACGCGAGCAACGCGAAGGCAAGAACCAAGAUCCCUCGUCCCUACCUGGUGUAAUGGGUGUGCAAGUGAAGAAACAGACAAUCAAGAUCGGACGGCCGGGCUACAAGAUUACCAAGGUCCGGGACCCCUUGACCCGUCAAACAGGCCUGCUGUUCCAGCUGCAAUACCAAGAAAUCACACCCGGUGUUCUCCCACGAGUACGCUUCAUGUCUGCAUUUGAGCAGAAAGUCGACGACCCGGAUAAGAAUUACCAGUACCUGGUCGUUGCGGCGGAGCCUUAUCAGACAUGUGGUUUCAAGCUUCAGUCGAAGGAGGUCGAUCGCCGGGAAGGCCGGUAUUGGACUUGGUUUGAUGAGGAUAGUAAGGAGUUCUGGAUACAGAUCAUGUUUAAGACAGAGCGUGAGGAGAGAUUCACUGGUGUGCCCGGAUUGGCGCCUAUGCAGAACUGA